AUGGGCCGAUUUGUCUUUGAUCGUCGAAAGCGUCUGAUUGCUACCAUUGCAAUCUCUUUCACUUUUUUCGUCGCCGAGCUUACUGCGGGCUUCUACACACAUUCUCUGGCGCUUGUCGCUGAUGCUUUUCACUACCUGAGCGACUUGCUGAGUUUUGUUGUUGCCUUGGCAGCACUCCAUGUGUCCGAAGGCUCAACCCCGCCACCAACGGGGUAUACAUUUGGAUGGCACCGAGCUGUACUUCUGGGUGCAUUUUUUAAUGGCAUUCUUCUUCUGGCCCUUGGAAUCAGUAUUCUGGUUCAGGCUAUCGAGCGGUUUGUCCACAUCUCCCCAAUCGACAACCCCCAACUCGUCCUCAUUAUUGGAUGCGUUGGUUUUGCCCUUAAUGUUCUAUCCCUUUUGGUUUUACACGAGCACGACCAUGGCAACAACGAGAGGAACGACCAAGCAUGCAAUGUCUCUGAAGAGGCUAUUGAAUCCGAGGCACCUGCUCGCAGCAGCGCCAGGCAGAGCUCAGAUCUCAACGCAACGCAGACACUCACCAGCCAUAUGGGCCACGAGUUCGAAAUGGCCGACUCUAAGCACAUCCACAGAGACCGAGGCGUGUUCGACGUAUUGCUUGGUAUUCUCGGUCUCAAAAACAGAGAUCUAGGCAUGCUGGGCGCAGUGGCUCACGUUAUCAGCGAUCUAUUCGGCAAUGUCGCUGUCAUCGUUUCGGCAGCGGUGAUUUGGGCAAGAACGGGAGAGAAGAGGUACUAUGUCGACCCAGCCAUCAGCGUCUGCAUUGCCUUUUUGAUCUUCCUCACCGCGAUUCCGUUGAGCAAGAAAACUGGGCGCAUUAUGAUGCAAGCGGCGCCUGAGGGAAUGGAUACCUUGAAAAUAAAGAGAGAUAUCGAAAUGAUACCCGGCAUCGUCGCUAUCCACGAGUUUCACAUCUGGCAGUUGGAUCAGAAGAAGACGCAGGCAUCCAUGCAUGCCGUUUUAGACGAGAGCUUUACGAAUAAUUCUGAGAAAUGGGUUGCAACUUCGAAAACUAUCCGCGAGGUCUUGCACGAAUAUGGCAUUCAUAUGAGCAUACUGCAGCCAGAGUAUACUUCCAUCAGGCAAGUGGACUACACUGCGGGCGAUACGGAGAGCCCCCCUGUGAGGAUCAAGGAAAACCAAAGUUGCGAAAUGCUGUGCCAUGAUCCUUGCCGCGCAGAGAAAUGCUGUCAAUGA
Cordyceps fumosorosea ARSEF 2679 is the source of this 1218-nucleotide messenger RNA. RefSeq names its product Cation efflux protein. The record is from RefSeq and is a predicted model, not a curated record. Gene Ontology annotation, molecular function: zinc ion transmembrane transporter activity. Bases 1 to 1218 code for a protein of 405 amino acids. Lineage: Eukaryota; Fungi; Ascomycota; Sordariomycetes; Hypocreales; Cordycipitaceae. Gene Ontology annotation, biological process: intracellular zinc ion homeostasis; zinc ion transmembrane transport. The transcript has 8 exons. Gene Ontology annotation, cellular component: membrane.